CAGAAUGCCAAUUUCUCUCAUCGCUUUUCAACCGGGUAUCGAUGUAUCCUACACGUUCACUACAUCUUGCUCUCCUUCCUGACAUGUGGCGGACACGUUAAAUUGGCUGGCAGGAGUGUUUACGCUGUGCGGCUGAGGUGGGCUGAUUUAUGAGCGAGCCUGGAUGACCGUGAUGGAGGAGGCCGCCACUCUGCUAGAGAGGGAGCAUGUACACAGCGUCUACGAGAGAAUUGCUCCUCAUUUCAAUGACAGCCGCUACAAGGCCUGGCCCAAGGUGCGACAGUUCCUACUGGAGCAGGAACCUGGCAGUAUUAUUGCUGACGUAGGCUGCGGCAAUGGCAAGUACCUGCACAUCAAUGGCAGCGUGUUCAAGCUUGGCUGUGACGUGUGUCGCCCCCUGGUGGAUGCCGCCUGGAGCCAGGGCCACGAGGUGCAGUUGUGCGAUGGCCUCAGGCUGCCUUACAGGGACAGCUGCUUCGAUGCCGUCCUUUCUAUCGCAGUCAUCCAUCACCUUUCCACCAAAGAGCGUCGUAUUCGAGCAAUAAAGGAGAUGGCAAGGAUCCUGUGCGUGGGGGGGCGCAUCAUGAUCUACGUGUGGGCCAUGGAGCAGACACGGCGAAAGUUUGAGAAGCAGGAUAUUUUUGUGCCCUGGAACCCAAAACCAUCAUCCCCCACUCUUGGUAAGGAGUGUCCACCACCCCGGAGGAGGGGGACAGCACAGAGCGUCAGUGAAUGCAUUUACAGUGGCAACACCGAGAAGCACAGGAAGGUAAAAAGCACAUCAUCCAUGCUGGAAGAAGAAGAGAUGGUCUGCAGUCCACAGCAGACGCAGAGGCUGUGGUUCUUCUCACGCUCCCUGGAUUCAGUCUUUGACUUUGGCAGCCUGACCAUCUCCAGGUCCACCUCCAGGGAACUUAUUGGCACCUUCUCCCCGCUUGGGCAGGUGGAGGGUGUAAAGGUUGGCCGCAGAGGCAGGGGAGUGGAUUUCAUCAAGCAGGUAUCCAGCAUCUUUUCCGGCUUAUCCAGGAAUAGCUCGGAGGAGGACGUUUUUGCCUCCACCACAGACUUAGCCAGGGGUCAGAGAGAGGUUGGGGUGAGCAGCAUUGACAACCAUAACACCAGCUCUGAGGAGAAGACCAGUGUUUGUACCUCGUUUGUCCAGGACUGUGGUUCUGUAGCUUUGCCAGAUCUGAUUUCCUCCUACCAGAGGGAUCGCACAGAGGUAACAGAGAAAUCUGGGGUGAGGGACGAUGGCCUACCAGGAGACCUCCAAAAUAGAUAUAAAAGUAGUCUGAACCCCCGGGAGAGCAAGGGGGAGCCGGCAGCCGGCUCAUGUAUGCGCUAUUACCAUGUGUUCCGUGAGGGCGAGCUGGCCGAGCUGAUUGAAAGCCACGUUGAGGAGCUCCAAAUUGUUUACUCCUGCUUCGACCAUGCCAACUGGUGUGUGGUGGCGGAGAAGGUCCAGGUUUGGAAGAUAUGACUUGGUUUUUACACAUUAUUUAAUCAUGAUUUACUCAUCUUGCACCUCAAAUGUAAUUAUUUUAAAGAUGUGUUAAAGGUACUGUUCAAAUUUUUACCUUGUUGUUUUUAAGAUUUACUGUGUUUUGUCAAUUAAAAGUACCCUAAUAAGCAGCAUUCCUAGACCUAGGGGCUGUGAUUAUCUGGUUUUCUGCCCAAAAUAUUACUGCAUUUCCAAGACCUCCAUCCUUAUUUUAAAUGCUUCUAUAAAUGGACCAACGAUAAGAACAGUCAAUAACUAUAAGGAGUUGAGUCAUUUCAUAAUAAAUAAAAAUCUGCUUGUCUUCAAAUGCACAAAGGAUCCACACUUACACAAAAGGAACAAACCUUACAGUAAUCUUCUGUGAUGUACAUGUAGCUAUCGCUUUCUAGGGAUCACCUGGGUAUCACAGGUUUUAAGGGCCAAUGCUCUGUUAUGAUAAUGCUUAAGGCAAGUGCUAUAAUGCACUACAAAUUCAUUCCAACUGAUAUUAUACUCAGAUGUUGCAUUUCAAGUGUUACACAAUUUUGUACUUGAUGUCAAUGCUGUCUAGAUGUGAUUUGAUGUUAAUACUUUGCCCAGCUGAACUAAAGAAAUGUUUCAGGCAAAUUAACAGCCACUAAUCCUAGAUGAUACUGUGAAUCAUUGCACUGUACUGUACUUUGUUGAUGCUUGUUGAAUGUCAGUAGUUGGCACAUUCGUCUCUGAAAAACUUGAAACAUUACUGAUGUCUUCAAUCAGGGCAGAUGCAUAAGCCUUUCAGUGCAGUCUGGCUUACAUACCCACGACACUGUUGUUACUGGAAUAGAAAUGUCUCAAUUUACCUACAUUUUGUUUUUGUCAAAUCUUUCACGGGAGAUUUUUUUAUGGUAUGUUUAACAGUAGAUAGUUACCCAUUUUAAAUACAAUUUCUCUGUAUUUUUAUUUGUU
Messenger RNA from Esox lucius (northern pike), 2428 nucleotides. RefSeq names its product tRNA methyltransferase 9B (gene trmt9b). Gene Ontology annotation, molecular function: tRNA binding; S-adenosylmethionine-dependent methyltransferase activity. The coding region runs from base 164 to 1480 and encodes 438 amino acids. Gene Ontology annotation, cellular component: nucleus; cytoplasm. Gene Ontology annotation, biological process: tRNA wobble uridine modification. The record is from RefSeq and is a predicted model, not a curated record. Lineage: Eukaryota; Metazoa; Chordata; Actinopteri; Esociformes; Esocidae. The transcript is spliced from 5 exons.